Molecule: messenger RNA, 1056 nt
Organism: Symbiodinium natans
Lineage: Eukaryota; Dinophyceae; Suessiales; Symbiodiniaceae
Source: the annotation of a GenBank genome assembly
AUGGCGACCUGGAGUUGCCGGCCGCGCUGCUUCCUCUACAGGUGCGCCGGCCUGCCAGUGCCGCGCGUGCGCGCGGCAUGCGCGGCCGCGAGUGGAGGUCUUCCAGACCGGUCUGCGCCGCUUCGCGCGCCCGAGCGCAUCUUGCUGGUGCCCUUUGGGUCGAUCGCCUCGGCUGAGGAUGUGCUGCCUGGCCAUUCCCACUUCCACCGCUUCGACGUCUUCAGCCGCUGCUCCAUUGCCGCGCUCAUGUGCUCCCGCAAGCUGCGCCAAGACACGACCUUCCUCGCUGCGCUGGUGAAGCCUUCCUGGACGAGCCGUGUGGGGCAGGCUGUGAUGCAGAGCCUUGCCGGCGAUCCCCCAGAGGCAGCAGGCCCCACGAAGAUUGUCAAGAUCAUCGGCAGCGAAAUCCCGAAAACCCGCGGCGCGUUCAUCCCCACGGAGAGGUGGCUGGCCAAGACCUUCACCUCCGUGCUGGGCAACGCCACCGCCAAGCCCAAGGUGGAGAAGCGCUGCAGGGGCUGGAGCUGCGAGGAGGUGGCAUCGCUGCGAUGCCUCCUGUCUGACCUCGGGAUUCCGGCCAAGGGGGAAAAGGGGGAAAAGGGGGAGAAGGGGGAAAGCAGCAACUCCGAGCCGGGGAAAGUCCUUGCCUUUGUCUUGCAUGAGGAGGCGACGGUGCACAUCCGAGAUGAAGUUGCACGGAUUGAAGGCGAUGCGGCCUCCCGCAUCCUCUUAAUUGUUGGUGACCAGACCGGGCUGACGCGAGAACAAGUCGAGUACCUCGUGUCGGAGUUCGGUGUGGUACCGGUAACCGUCGGAGCAACUCCCCUGCUCACCUCGCACUGCAUCGUCGUGCUGCACCACUUGCUGGAUGAGCGCUGGCCUGCGCAGCUGGCGGUGGCUGGGGCUGAGCCGGAUGAAGACGGAGCAGAGCACGAGAUCGGAUAUAUAGGUGGGCAAAAGGUGCUCCGACUACUCCACUCAAAGCCUCAAGGCUACCCGGCUACCCUUCAAGCCAAGAUAGCUAGCCCUGCAGGUUCAGGGGGAUUCAAGGUUUAG